Molecule: messenger RNA, 1000 nt
Organism: Cuscuta epithymum
Lineage: Eukaryota; Viridiplantae; Streptophyta; Magnoliopsida; Solanales; Convolvulaceae
Source: the annotation of a GenBank genome assembly
UUUCAAUAUAAAGUGUGAGAGGAAAGACAACUCUAGCCAGAAAUUAAAAACCCUUCAAAAUCCAUAAUGCCGCCGGCGUGGGUAAUGCAUUUAAGUGCCAACGGAUUAUGGGCUCUGAAGUCUGAACGGCUUCUAUUUUAGUUUGAUUUGGGUGAAUUGAAGGAUAUGGAAGAGUCAAAGAAAGGUAGUUCCUAGCUAUAGUCUGAGAUUGAUUCUUCCAAAUCCAUCACAUAUAAUCCUUAUAACAGACGUCCUCCAAACGCGAGUUGAAAUCCGCCAUGGAAGGAGAUGAGUUACAGCCUUUGGUGUCGCCGUUGAUACCGGAGGUCGGCAGCCAGCUGCCGCAGCUCUUCCCAUUCAUUCCGCCGUCUUUGCAACCGGCGAUGACGACGAACUCUGCUCAUGAGUUGAUUGGGUCGGAUAUGGAUUGGGCAGUGCAGCUGCUUUUGGGUUGGGUGGAUCCGAACCAGCUGUCGCUGAUAUUUAAGGAUCAUAUCUGCAGUGAAAACGGAAAUAAUAAUGAUGAAGGGAAGAAGCAGCAAGCAGCCACUUGUAAGAGUAAAAGGAAAUAUCCGUCGAGAGUUGCGUUCCAUACAAGGAGCAGUGAGGAUAUUCUGGAUGAUGGCUACAAAUGGAGAAAAUAUGGGCAAAAAAUUGUGAAAAACAGUUCCCAUCCCAGGGGUCUCAGUUGAGAGAAAGGGAAGAGAACUUCCAGACGAAGAAACGCUGCAGCAAAGCUCUGAAGAACUCCCGAGAGGCUCUGAAGGAUUCCGAAGAAGAGGAAGAGAUCAAGCCACGUUUUUGUCAAGAAUAUAUGAAUAAUCCUUUGUGAUUUCAUCGAUUCUUGAUCAAACAAAGCCAAAAGUUGAAGAACAUUCGAAGAUCUGAAGAACGAAGCUUGAAGAUUCGAAGAUCUGAAGAACGAAGCUUUGAAGAUUCGAAGAUAUGAAGAACGAAUCUUUGAAGAUUUGAAGAUAUUCAUAUGAAGAUUGAAUCAAUA